Mustela erminea (ermine) is the source of this 2106-nucleotide messenger RNA. RefSeq names its product RNA binding motif protein 22 (gene RBM22). NCBI's taxonomy places the organism in Eukaryota, Metazoa, Chordata, Mammalia, Carnivora, Mustelidae. The record is from RefSeq and is a predicted model, not a curated record. The transcript has 11 exons. Gene Ontology annotation, molecular function: pre-mRNA binding; U6 snRNA binding; metal ion binding. Gene Ontology annotation, cellular component: U2-type catalytic step 1 spliceosome; U2-type catalytic step 2 spliceosome; Prp19 complex. Bases 109 to 1347 code for a protein of 412 amino acids.
GCAUAAAUAAGACGUCAACGGGCCGGGAGCCAGCCUCAGGGCCUGACGGGAUUGUGGCGGUCCUCUUUCCCAACUAGGAAGCCUCCGCUACCUCCAGACGCUCUCAAGAUGGCGACCUCUCUGGGUUCCAACACCUACAACAGGCAGAACUGGGAGGAUGCGGACUUCCCCAUUCUGUGCCAGACGUGUCUCGGAGAAAAUCCGUAUAUCCGAAUGACCAAAGAGAAGUAUGGGAAGGAAUGUAAAAUCUGUGCCAGGCCAUUCACAGUGUUUCGCUGGUGCCCCGGGGUCCGCAUGCGUUUCAAGAAAACUGAAGUGUGCCAGACCUGCAGUAAAUUGAAGAAUGUCUGUCAGACCUGCCUCUUGGAUCUGGAAUAUGGCCUGCCCAUCCAGGUCCGUGACGCGGGAUUAUCUUUUAAGGAUGACAUGCCAAAGUCAGAUGUUAACAAAGAGUACUACACGCAGAAUAUGGAGAGAGAAAUUUCUAACUCUGAUGGAACGCGGCCAGUUGGCAUGUUGGGGAAAGCCACCUCCACCAGUGAUAUGUUGCUCAAGCUGGCCCGGACCACACCCUACUACAAGAGGAAUCGACCCCACAUUUGCUCCUUCUGGGUAAAAGGAGAAUGUAAAAGAGGAGAGGAGUGCCCAUACAGACAUGAGAAGCCAACAGAUCCAGAUGACCCCCUUGCUGAUCAGAACAUUAAAGACCGAUAUUAUGGAAUCAAUGAUCCUGUGGCAGAUAAGCUUCUAAAGAGGGCUUCAACAAUGCCUCGCCUGGACCCACCAGAGGACAAGACUAUCACCACGUUAUAUGUUGGUGGCCUGGGCGAUACCAUUACUGAGACUGAUCUAAGAAAUCACUUCUACCAGUUUGGGGAAAUCCGGACGAUCACUGUCGUGCAGAGACAGCAGUGUGCGUUCAUCCAGUUUGCCACGAGGCAGGCUGCAGAGGUGGCUGCCGAGAAGUCCUUUAAUAAGUUGAUUGUCAAUGGCCGCAGACUCAACGUGAAAUGGGGAAGGUCCCAAGCAGCCAGAGGAAAAGAAAAAGAGAAGGACGGAACCACAGACUCUGGAAUCAAGCUUGAGCCUGUUCCAGGACUGCCAGGAGCUCUUCCUCCUCCUCCUGCAGCAGAAGAAGAAGCUUCUGCCAACUACUUCAACCUCCCCCCCAGUGGACCUCCAGCUGUAGUGAACAUCGCACUGCCCCCGCCUCCUGGUAUUGCCCCACCCCCUCCCCCAGUUUCCAUGGUAGCUGAAUGUGUUCAGAUGUGGGCAGUCAGAGAACGACAGCCAUGCUUCCCUACACGUAUUCCAAGGAUUGAUGGACCUCAAAUAAGCUGCCAUUAACACAUCUGGUUACUGCUAUAACAUUACUAAUCAAACUUACUUCUAUGGCAAACAAGCAACUGGGUGAAUUGGAAUGUCUAACGGAGUUACCAUCCCAACUAGAUGUUCAUUUUGUAUCUUCUUUGGGGGGAGAAAAAUUGACCUGCAGUAAAAUCUUUUUGACCAUUUUUAUGUCCAUUGGGUAUUUUUCCUUUUUAUCAUCUGCAAAAAGAUUACUAUUACUAAUCAUUGUAGUGGCAUGAGUGUGAUUUAACACUUCAGAAGUCAACAUGAAAGAGACAAGUAGAAACCAGCACCCAGCACAGCCCAGAUCUUUUCUUACCUCUCCUUUCCUCAUUUAUUACUAAAGGAAUCUGGCGGAUAGUUUUACCUCUGUGCGCUACCAAAACAAGACAAAAACAAAAAUUGCUUUUUAUUCCCGUCAAUUGGAUGGAAACACAAAUGUGGAGCUGUGUAUCAUUGAAGAAAUCUGGUGUCUGGGAUGAAAUUGAAAGAGCUUCCUGUAAAACACGUGAACAAACUGUGAGCCAAAAGGCGCCUGUGCGUGUUGGAAGACCUGUGACCUGCAGCUGGGACUCACCUCUAGCCUUCACCUUUGUGUGUCUUCAGCGUCUCGUCCUCAGCCCCUGCUUCUGGCCAGGGGACUCUGUUUGGUCUUAGAAUGUUUGGAUAUAACUGAAUUGUAGAUGGUAAAAAUAAUUGGAUGUUGUGUUGUGGUUUUUUUGUUUUUAAAAAAUUAAAACGGGUCAAUUUUCCAAA